Messenger RNA from Myotis daubentonii (Daubenton's bat), 2539 nucleotides. It is a transcript of the gene UAP1, whose product is annotated as UDP-N-acetylglucosamine pyrophosphorylase 1. Gene Ontology annotation, molecular function: UDP-N-acetylglucosamine diphosphorylase activity. NCBI's taxonomy places the organism in Eukaryota, Metazoa, Chordata, Mammalia, Chiroptera, Vespertilionidae. The record is from RefSeq and is a predicted model, not a curated record. Gene Ontology annotation, biological process: UDP-N-acetylglucosamine biosynthetic process.
GGUGUGCGUGGUGCUGCUCAGGUCCUGUUGGAAUGGCGUGGACGCCGCCUCUCGCCGUCCCCACGGUGGAUAUGGUGGGCGGUGUCCUUGGUGCCUUCCCUUCCGAGCUGAGCCGUCACUGCCCAGUGAUGCCUUCACAGUGACCCUCCUGCUUCCUUGGCGCUCGUCGCCUGGUCCUUGUGCCUGUGUGGCCGUCCCUCGUGGCCCUGCGCGGGCUGUCCUCUGCGCCUCUGCUCCUCGGUUCUCUCUGAAAGUGCUGCCGCCUGUUCAGAGGGCUGCUGUUGGCUUCCAGGACUCUGGUUACUUAGUUUUCAGGGCUCUUGGCAUUUGCCUCUAGCCCAACCCACAUCCCUCCCGUCAUCCACACAAGACGCCCACACAGGCCUGCUCCAGUGGCCGCCAGCUGUGCCUGCUCCUAUCUCAUCUGUGUCAUCUGCUCGGCCCUCCAGGCACAGCUGUGUGCACUUCCGCUCUGAACUCUCCUUUUCUCUGUGAGGUUUCUAGGUGCAGAAAUCACACCCCUGUUUUCACAAAGCGUGGCCCCAGGGCAUCAUGAAUGUCAGUGAUCUCAGACUCCGGUUGUCCCAAGCUGGGCAGGAACACCUGCUGCAGUUCUGGAAUGAGCUGGAAGAAGCCCAGCAGGUAGAGCUCUAUGCAGAGCUCCAGGCCAUGAACUUUGAGGAGCUGAACGUCUUUUUCCGAAAGGCCACCGAAGGGUUUAACCAGUCCUCCCAACAAGAGAAGGUGGAUGCGCGGAUGGAGCCUGUGCCCCGGGAGGUGCUGGGCAGUGCCACUAGAGACCAGGACCAGCUCCAGGCCUGGGAAAGUGCAGGACUCCUCCACAUCUCUCAGAGCAGAGUGGCGGUUCUUCUUCUAGCCGGUGGGCAGGGGACGCGGCUCGGUGUCACAUACCCCAAGGGGAUGUAUGAUGUUGGCUUGCCCUCCCAUAAGACCCUUUUCCAGCUUCAAGCGGAGCGAAUCCUGAAGCUUCAGCAGCUAGCUGAGAAGCGCCAUGGGAGCAGAUGCACCAUCCCCUGGUACAUCAUGACCAGCGGCAGGACGAUGCAGUCCACAGAGGAGUUCUUCGCCAGGCACAGAUACUUCGGCUUACAGAAGGAGAACGUCAUCUUUUUCCAGCAGGGGAUGCUGCCAGCUAUGAGUUUUGAUGGCAAAAUUAUUUUGGAAGAGAAGAGCAAGGUGUCCAUGGCUCCAGAUGGGAACGGAGGCCUUUACCGGGCUCUGGCCGCCGGGGACAUCGUGGGGGACAUGGAGCGCAGAGGCGUGGUCAGCGUUCACGUCUACUGCGUCGACAACAUCCUGGUGAGAGUGGCAGACCCACGGUUCAUCGGAUUCUGCAUUCAGCAGGGAGCGGACUGCGGCGCCAAGGUGGUGGAGAAGACGAACCCGACAGAGCCGGUGGGCGUGGUGUGCCGCGUGGACGGGGUGUACCAGGUGGUGGAGUACAGCGAGAUCUCCCUGGCCACGGCGCAGCGGCGGGGCCCGGACGGACGGCUGCUGUUCAACGCGGGGAACAUCGCCAACCAUUUCUUCACUGUGCCCUUUCUGAGAGACAUUGUCAAUGUGCACGAGCCGCAGCUGCAGCACCAUGUGGCUCAGAAGAAGAUUCCGUGUGUGGACUCCCAGGGGCAGCGCGUGAAGCCCGACAAGCCAAACGGAAUAAAGAUGGAAAAGUUCGUCUUCGACAUCUUCCAGUUUGCGAAGAAGUUUGUGGUGUAUGAGGUGCUGCGGGAAGACGAGUUCUCCCCUCUGAAGAACGCCGACAGUCAGAACGGCAAGGACAACCCCACCACGGCCCGGCACGCGCUCAUGUCCCUGCACCACUGCUGGGUGCUCAACGCCGGGGGCCACUUCAUCGACGAGAACGGCCGCCGCCUGCCCGCCAUUCCCCGCACUGGUGCGCACGGACAGCCCGAGGCCGUCACAGCCGGGGUCGCGGACAACUUGAAGGACGCCAGCGAUGACCCGAUCCAGUGUGAAGUCUCCCCCCUCACCUCCUACGCCGGAGAAGGCCUGGAGGGCCUCGUGGCCCACAGGGAGUUCCACGCGCCUCUGAUCAUUGACGAGCACGGGGUCCACGAGCUGGUGAAGAACGGGCUGUGAGGCAGGCGCUGCCCUCGCCCCGAGAGCGGCUUCUCCUGGUGUCGGACCGCGGGACCCGCAGGCCCUCAGGCUGCCUCCUGCUCUGCGAGCCCCUGAAGCUGCUGCACGGCCCCAGGGCCGUGGACUGGGUUCAAGGCAUUUCUGUGACUCUCAGCUCAUUGAAGGUCUUAUUUAUAUUUUUCAGUUGUAGGAUGUGCCCCAGCCCAGGGCCCAUGCCGUCCGGACACAGCCUGCCGCGUGUCGGGCAGGGUGCGCGCUCGGCCCGCGGCGGGCCUGGCCCCUCACGGUGCACAGAGAGAAUGUGCACUGCUCACCUCGAAGGGUUUCUAUGGUACUGAAGGUUGGUUUUACUUUAUCAAAAAGUAAACUUUUUAAAGAAAAGAAUUAGACAGGGAAAUAAACUUUUAGUCGCCGUGGA